GUUACCAGUACAAGAGAAAGAACACAUCGCGCGAUAAUCUCGUUCCCGACCCCCCCCCCCCCCCCGAGGUUUUAGCAAGAAAGAAUGGUGGGUUUUCGCCCACUUGGAUGGAUGGGGAUUUCCACCGCAGUCACUCUCGUUUUUCUUUUGGUAUCGAUUAACGCCUUGGGCAACGGCAGCGGCGAUUUAUCAUCUUCGUACGUGUCGGUCCGUGCCCUGGACAAUUAUGGAAACGCAGUCCAAUUGAGUCACGCAAAAGAAGCUGCCCAGCGAUAUGGGCGAUCCGUGGUGGUUGCCGUCGUCGAUAUUGUGCAUGAUCAAAACAACAACAGCACGGGAAAGCAGCCGGAGAUAUCGCGUGCAAAUGAGCAUAAGGAGCACCAAACCGAAUCAGUUGAAGAAUUUCAUUCGUCGUCCUUUCUCAUGGUGAUAUCCCUGGGUAAUUCCCCAAUCUUGCACCCCAUCCAACUUCCACUCGAGAGUGAUCCUACAUCCUUGCUUGCCAUUUGCUUUACGGGCGUUAAAGGUGACGCAAACUGGUUGCUCCAGCAAAUACAAAAAUACGCAGCGGAUGUAUGGGAACGCUACGGUACGACAGUGAUGUCAGUUCCUGCUGUAUCCCAUGUUGUUGCGAGACUCUUGGGGAGAUUUGCAGCGCAACCGGAAGAUCGGGAGUGGCAAUCUUCCCUCGGUUUGCCUGGAAAACACGACAGCGACGACGACCACCAAUCCUCCUGGUCUCGGCCCCUUGGAGUACAAACCAUGAUCCUAUCGACCGGGGUCCAGGAUGUUCAAAAACCGAAAUUGCUGAUAGUUGAACCGUCAGGGCGUGUGUUGAAUCCCCUGGCACGGAGCGCGUCGGGUUGUGUGUCUCUGGCGGCCAUGGGAAAGGAAAGUGACAAGAUUCAAGCACGACUUAGUCGUCUUAUUAGUGGUAAGGAGCAAGAGAGAAAGACAGGUAUCGGUCCUUUUUCCUUCUCAUCGUCCACCAGAGAUGAAACUCAGACGUCGUCGUGGGAAGAUAUUCCUCCGACCUACGAGAGAUGCCGAGAUUCACUCAUUCGAGUGCUCCUGGAAGAGACUACAGGUAGCAAUACCAAUAACAUCGGUAGUCAACAAAAUAAUGGCGGUGGUGAAAUCAUGGUUGAAGGCUAUUCAUUGGACAGAGGGCAAAUCGAACGGCAGAUCUUUCGUUACGAAAAUGCUAAUACAUUUGUCCCGUUGUAAUGUCGCAAAAGGUGUUUCGGUCUCAUUGAGAAGUGCAACGAUAGCACAGACGUUUCUCCAUGGCGCUAUAUAACGUCCCAUGUCCCAACUUCUUCUUCGAUGGUAGCAAAAGGCGACACAGCCGAAAUCGAAGUUGCUAUCAAACUGUUCUCUAUUUCGCUAUUAUGGAUAACAGUGCCACAAGAAGGGGAGAAUGUUAUAGUAGACCGUUGCAGCCCAAGAACCAUUUAUUAGAAAUUUGGUACAAUGACAUCCUCAAAGACAGGGAGGAAUGGUUCACUUUAUAACAUUGAACAGAGUGAAAAAAAAUCGCGUUGAAACACAAAUUGGCAACCUAAAACUGCACUGAUGAUGCCAAAAAUCUGCUUUGCCAGAAAUUGCUCUGCAAAAUUGAAGUUGGAGGCUUCUCUUGUAAAGUUGGAAUGAUAGACACCUGCUUUAACGCUUCUUCGUUUUGUUGUAUGGGUACGAGUAGUUACUUCUAGGAGUCUCUGUUAAUGAAUUGAUGGGAUAUCACAUAUCAAGGCCCGUUCCCUGAAGUACUACUACUUGUGGUCUCUCAAUGAAGACAAAAUAUAGUUCCGAGACUACCGGUACCGUACGUACAGGUACGAGUUCGUAUCUUGUAUCUCGUACUUCGUACUUUACAGUAACGAAAUCCAAAUGAAUAGUUGACGGCCAGGCCAAACUGAUACAUGACCAAUAACCGCAGAACAAAAAAUCGAUCCUUUUCUGUCACAUUUUGUGAGAACACGACGUCGUACUUGUACGCGUACGUAAUUCGCACCGUACAGUUUUCUACGAGAGGAGGAAAUCUCGAGAUGAAGGGAAAAAUUAAAAUAUUCGAUACAGU
This is a messenger RNA of Pseudo-nitzschia multistriata, 2080 nucleotides long. NCBI's taxonomy places the organism in Eukaryota, Bacillariophyta, Bacillariophyceae, Bacillariales, Bacillariaceae. The record is from the annotation of a GenBank genome assembly.